UCUAUAGGUAGUUAUUAUGUUAAUAUAAUAAUUGUUAAUAGUAUUUAAAUUAUACAAAACGUUUCCUGACUUGGGCAUUUUAUAGAAGCUGGGAAUUAUUAAAUAAUUAUUUUUAAGAGAGAGAGCAUUUGAAAUCCCACACGAUUGAGCCCGAUAAAGAAUGACUUAAAAUUGCCUCUGCACAUGUAGCCAUCUGACGGUGAGCAGACAGAUAUAAAACCAUAAAUUGGCGCUGAUUUCAGCUGCAGAUACAGAUACUUUAGAUAUAACGUGGCUAUCUGCACCAGGCAUAGACAAUUAUAAACAACAUGUUUUGGUAAUGUUACGCUUAGAUUCGCGGUACUACAAUGUUUUCCAAACAAUGGACACAGACACGGCCAAUACACUUGUCCUGCUAGAUAGUCCCCAUCGAUGGGUUCAUGGCGCUUUAUCACCACCACGGGACGUAAAUCAAUAUUAGGCUUAUCUUGACCAGCUGUGAGAAUUCGAGCAGGCCGCGUUCCCAACGAUAUUGGCCCUCAACCAUGGCAGAAACUGGUAACCAGCAAGCUCACUCGACUUCCACUUUCCGCACGCCAUGGGUUACUGGUCGGAGACUCGGGCCUGGCUCUUCCGCGAUCCAGCUAAGCUCAUCCGCUACCUGGUGCUCUUCGCCUGCUGCAUUGUGGUCAUUGUCCAGUUGUACGAGUGCUUCGCCAAGCUCUACAAUCCGCCCAUCUCCACUCAUUCCUACUACAGCCUCAACGAAACCAUCGAUAUGCCAGCGGUCACCAUAUGUCGGGAACCACCCUAUAAAGAGGAGGUCCUUACAAGACUAUCCGGCGGUGCCUGUCCCCAUCCAAAGUAUGCAACCUGCUGGAUGAACUAUCCUUUUGGAGAGAUUUCUCUGGAAGAGUUUUUUGAAAAUAGCACACACGAUAUGGGCGACACCUUUGUAUUUUAUGGACUUAAUGAAGAUCCAAACAAUGUGGAAGUGAACAGCAGUCUACACUUUUACAUGGGUCGUUGUUAUACCCUCCGACCCAAGGAGCCCGCCAAGAGGGUAUCAAAAGCGGUGGGUUAUUCCCUGAUGCUGGAACAUUCCAUGUCGACCACUUCCACCAGCGAUGUGGAUACAGGAGGAGUCGGCUGGCAUGUCUUUAUACACGAUAAAAAGGAGAACUUCACAGAGAUCAACAUGAAGGGUUCUGGGCGUGUGGAAUAUGUUUUUGUCAGUGUCAAUGAGGAUAUCGAGAUUAAGCUGCAAACCCAAUACUUCUCCAAUGUGCAGACCCGCGAAGAGGCUUGUUCCAAUGAUGAGGAUUACAGUGAUUUGAAGUGUGGUGAGCAGUGCAUCUGGCAGGAUUUGGCUGAUAAUAUGCAGUGUUCAGGACCCUGGAUGCACGAAAUUGAGAAUGAACCCUGUAACGAUUCUGUUUCGAUAAGGAAAUUAAUAUCGGAUUAUAAGGAUGUAUAUGAAAAUGAGGAUGACUUCGACUGCGAUUGCAUUCAGCCUUGCCACUCGAGGAUCUACACGACCUUCAUACAAAAUCGCAAGGCCUUCAACCAACCAGAGCCCCGCACCCAAAUCUAUAUAUACUACACAACAAAACUGAUAUCGAUGAUUGAGGAGCGUCCCAGCUAUGACACCACCCAAUUUAUAGCGGAUGUGGGUGGUUCCCUUGGUUUUCUGCUGGGUCUAUCUGUUUUGGGAUUGAUAGGAAUACUAGAACACAUGACUCUCUUUUUCUGUGGCGGAUUCAUUAAGAAGAUGCAACAGAAGGAGCAGGAUAAAUUGGCUAAAAAUUCCGAAGAUGGUCAGUCCCAAGCCAGCGAUGAGACCAUCGAUAUAGCCAUUGCUUAUACAAAGAAGGAGAAGAAGGCAACCAAAUUUUGAGUGAAAAACCAGCUGGCUUGGUUUACCAUUAUAACUCGGAAGUAAAAAAAACUAUUCAAGUUCACUUCUUACAUGUAAUCAACAUUACGAACAGCGUUACAGUUUUCUUAACCUAAAACUUAACUUAAUACAGAUGCACUCAAAUAAAUAUAUUUCGUACGCUUAAGAAACCAGAAGAGUUUUUAAAACGGUUAGAGAACUUUCCUUUUUAUACCCUUGCAGAGGGUAUUAUAAUUUUGGUCAAAAGUGUGCAACGCAGUGAAGGAGACAUCUCCGACCCUAU
Molecule: messenger RNA, 2159 nt
Organism: Drosophila rhopaloa
Lineage: Eukaryota; Metazoa; Arthropoda; Insecta; Diptera; Drosophilidae
Gene: ppk17
Exons: 8
Coding region: 578-1876 (432 amino acids)
Biological process (GO): sodium ion transmembrane transport
Cellular component (GO): membrane
Molecular function (GO): ligand-gated sodium channel activity
Source: RefSeq, a predicted model, not a curated record